Molecule: messenger RNA, 1592 nt
Organism: Helicoverpa zea (corn earworm)
Lineage: Eukaryota; Metazoa; Arthropoda; Insecta; Lepidoptera; Noctuidae
Gene: Trmt6
Product: tRNA (adenine(58)-N(1))-methyltransferase non-catalytic subunit TRM6
Exons: 2
Coding region: 219-1532 (437 amino acids)
Biological process (GO): tRNA methylation
Cellular component (GO): tRNA (m1A) methyltransferase complex; nucleus
Source: RefSeq, a predicted model, not a curated record
AUGAUUGGAUUGUCAUUGUCAAAGCGGUGUGGGUAUGUGGUUGUUUGUUGUAUGUAUUACUUAUUUCUAUUUUCCUUACUACAUUAUGUUAUGACUUACGACAAUAAUAAAGUUAAAGGAAUACAGGUUAUCGUAUUCACCCCGAUACGAUUUAAUACACAGACUCAAGUACUGUUCAUCAAUAAUAAGAGUAAAAUAUAACCUAUAAAAACAACACAAUGUCCAACGAAGUGAAAAUUGGUGAUUACAUUGUAAUCCAAAAGCAGAACUAUAAAAAACUACACAAGUUCAAUAAGUCUGAUUCGUCCAUUAGCUUGGGAAGAGACACUAUUAAUUUGAAAGGGGUAGAGGGAUCACCAUAUUUCUCAGUAUUCAAAAUGAUUCCUAAAACUACUAAGAAAAAUAGAGAAUUUACUGUAGAAUUAGCAGAAGAAGCAGUGAAACUAAAAGACGAGAUUGACAUUAAAGUUUCUGGUUAUGACAACAGAAAUAUAAUUGAUGAUGGACGCUCACAAAAGUUAACGGCUGCAGAUAUAGAGACAUUAAAGAGUGAUUCAAAUAAAGCAUCAGAUAUUGUUGAAACAUUAAUCAGUAAUUCCAAUACUUUUCAUAAUAAAACUGAAUUCUCUCAAGAUAAAUAUUUAAGGAAAAAAGAAAGAAAAUAUUUUGAAUACUUCCAAGUAUUAAAGCCAAAUCUAAGGAUUAUCAGUGAAAUUAUGUACAAACUAGAACCAAAUAAAAUUCAAAACCUGAGGUGUGAUACAUUAUCACAGAUUAUAACAUUGGUUAAUAUUCACUGUGAAGGGAAUCAUUUGUUAUAUGAUUCUGGAUCAAAUGGCUUACUGGCUGCUGCACUUUUGAGUGCUAUUGGGGCAAGCACAAAUGGCAGGCUAGUACACAUGCAUCCUGGCAACAUGUCACAGAAACAAGCACUGUUAGCUAUGAACUUCCCUGAAGAGCAGAUGAACAGAUGUAUUUCUGUUAAUGUAUACUCUGCACUCCGACAAUUCUAUCAAGGAUGUGAUACUAAUACUGUCAGUCCAGUACAAGAUGAAAAUAGUGCUGAACAAAACUCACUGAAGAGAAAGAAUGAUGAUAAUUCAGAAGAGUGCCAAGCUAAGAAAAUUAAACAGUCAGAUAAUGAGGAUAAAACCGAUGUAAAUACUGAUGUUAAUAUUGAACAGCCAAGAGAAAAUAAGAAGCCAAAAUGGCAUUUCGACAAUAUAGCUGCAUCAGAUAUACUACAUAAAAAAAUGGAUUCGUUAGUUAUAGCUUGUAAAGAAGAUCCACAAAAUAUCUUUAAUGAAUUAGUGGCCUUUGUGAAGCCUGGUAGACCGUUUGUGAUCUAUUACAAUGUUGCAGAACCAUUGCAACAGUUAUUUAUGACAUUGAAGACACAAAGCAAUGUGGCUGCUCUGAAGCUAACAUGCAACUGGAUGAGAAAUUAUCAGGUGCUGCCAGAUAGAACUCACCCAGAUGUCCUAAUGAAUGCAUCAAGUGGCUUUUUGUUAACUGGAUAUGUUCUCAAAUGAUAAUAUUUUUUGGUUAAUAUAAAUGUAAAUAAAAUGAAAUACAAAUCUUUUAUAAAUUUA